AUGGCCUACUACGACGAUCGUCACUACCAUCCCGCCCGCGAUCGAUACCCCCGGCCAGGACCCCCCAGCUAUGAGGAAAACCCCUACUACUACGGUGAUCCUCGCAGUCGGGCCCCAACGGAUCUUGUUCGUCGUCGCGACGGAAGCAGCGAGUCCUUGGAUGACGUGCCCCGUCAUUAUCCCCCCAGCGAUUAUGGCUACGAAUACGGUUAUGGGUACCCCCCGAAUUCACGACGGUCUCGAGGGGGUACCGGGCAGGAGGGGGUGCGCAGAUCUCAUUCGCUGAACGGCAGGAGGGGAGGCUAUUACGAGGACUCGGAUUACUCGUAUCGACCCCGCCAUGAGCAUCGUUCGAGACAUGAGGGCGACAGACGUGACCGCCACAAAUACUCCCGUUCUCCAUCAAGCAGCCGCUCUCCACAUCGUAGACGGCGCAAGUCUUUUUCCGAGCAGGCCCUGGGCGCUCUUGGUCUGGGAGCAGCAGCGUCGUCGUCGGCUUCCAGACACCGUGAUCAUAGCCGUGGUCGCUCCCAUGGUCACAAUGGCCGGUCACACUCGUACUCUCCCUCGCGCUCUCGCAGCAGAGACCGUCACCGUCGCGGCAUAAGCGAGCAGCGCAUGGCUCAGGCUGCCCGGGCUGCGCUGACCGCGGCAGCUGUCGAGGCCUUCCGUGUUCGCAAGGAACCCGGUGAGUGGGCCGGCGAGAAAGGCAAACGGGUCCUCACGGCUGCAAUUACCGCCGCGGGUACAGAUGGGCUGGUCGACCGUGACCCGAACAAGCACUCGAAGCGCCACAUCGUCGAGUCCACUCUUGCGGGGCUGGCGGCCAACCAUUUCGUGAACGGACCACGGUCAAAGUCGAGAUCCAAGUCUCGCGGUCGUGGCUCCGACAGCAAGCUCAAGAACCUUGCCGCCACGGGCGCUCUGGCUGCAGUCGGCAAGGAGGCCUACGAGCGCUUCAAGUCCCGCUCCCGGUCCCGUCACCGCGGCCGGUCCAGCUCACGCGACAGCUACGAUGAUAGUGACUCGCCGCGUCGCCAUCGCUCGCGCAAGCGGAGCAAGAGCGUGUCGGACUACAUCAACCAAGGCAUGGAAGCGCUGGGCCUAGGGGACAAGGACAAGGACAGGGAUGACCGGCGAGGAAGACAUCGUGGGCGGCCCUCACGCUACGAUGACUAUUCGGACAGCGAUCGGGAUAGUGAGCCUGGGGCCAGACGGGCCAGGCACUCCAGAGAUGUAGGUCGACCUCGUUCUGUUUAUGCCACGCAACGGCCAAGUUCUGCCAUCACCACUACGUCGGGAGCCAGGGCCUCACGUGCUGAUGACGACGGCUUCCACCACUCCACCUCGGACAGUGAAUCAUCUUCUGACCUGGGAGACAGUUCCGAUGAGAAAAAGAAGCGCAAGAAGCUCAACCACCAGGCCCUCAUGACGGCAGGUCUAGCCACCAUAGCCACGAUCCACGCAGCGCACGGGCUGCACCAGAACAUGGAGAAGCGCAAGCAGCGCAUGAAGAUGGUGAAGGAGGGCGAGAUGUCACCUGAAGAAGCCCGCCGGCGGCGCAUCAAAGCCAACCUCGCCGACGCCGCCAGCAUCGGCCUCUCCGCGCUGGGCAUCAAGGGCGCCAUCGCCGAGUGGAAAGAAGCCGACGAGAAACGCAAAGAACGCGCCGAGUUCAAGAAGAAAUGCGAGGAACAUCGCCAGAAGCGUCAGCAGCGCACGCGCAGCAAGAGCCAGAGUGCCGCCGGCCCGCCCCCGCCCUCCUGGCGGACCGUCUACCCGGACGAGAUCGAGGAGAAUGCCAGUUCUUCGGGAUACUUGCGGUCACAUGCUGGGAAGGUGCGAUCGCCAAGUGUCGGGGCGGAUAUGAGAUACCGGUCUUCGUAUUGGAGUUGA
This is a messenger RNA of Aspergillus lentulus, 1896 nucleotides long. RefSeq lists its product as uncharacterized. The record is from RefSeq and is a predicted model, not a curated record. Lineage: Eukaryota; Fungi; Ascomycota; Eurotiomycetes; Eurotiales; Aspergillaceae.